CAUCUCAAUGAACCAAACCCAAACCCAAACCCAAAAAGAAUCAGAUUCCAUUAUUAUUCAAUAUUUAUUAUAUAAAAUCCAAACAAAAAUGCUCCAACUUUUCCCAUUCAAGCAAAAUCAUCAUCCCCCACCAAAUUAAUUCAUUUUUCAUCCCCAAUUCAUGUCUGAGCUCAAGCAAUUUUGUAUGGUGAUGAAAAUCAAUGUUGACUGCAAUGCUUGUUGUAGGAAGCUUAGGAGGAUUGUGAAGAAAAUGAAAGCAAUCGAGACGUAUAUGAUAGAGAGGGAGCGACACAGGUUGAUCGUGUUUGGCAGAUUCAAGCCAUCCGAUAUUGCCAUUAAGAUCAGAAAGAAAAUGAAUCGUAGAGUCGAAAUCCUCGAUGUUGAAGAAAUGGAGCCCUUACAAGCCACCGAUCAAAACUCACCGCCACCAGAGAACAUUCAAGGUCUUGGUUCUGGCCCUGGCCCUGGCCCCAACGUUGAUCAACAUCACAUGCCCAUGUUUCCUUCAUUGGAGCAAGAUCAUGGAAGGCCGUCUAUGUUUCCAUCUCUUGCCGCCAACCAAUGCCGUUCCCACCCAUCUUGUCGCUCGGAUUUCGCCAUAACUUGCUUCCCAAAGCCUGACAUGGAAGAGCGCUUCUGGCAGUAUGGAUAUGACUAUGAACUUGUUGGAGAUAGAGAAGAACGACCUACCAUCUCUAUUCACAAUUACUACCACUACUAGUUUUUCUUUUUCUUUUUUUUUUUUCUUUUUAAAACUAAAGAGUUCUCUUAUACGUACGUAUUGAUUAGGGUGAUUAAAUAAUUUGUUAACUAUUUUAAUUAUCAUUUUACUUCCAAAUUAUACUUCUUUUGAACA
Molecule: messenger RNA, 856 nt
Organism: Cucumis sativus (cucumber)
Lineage: Eukaryota; Viridiplantae; Streptophyta; Magnoliopsida; Cucurbitales; Cucurbitaceae
Exons: 3
Coding region: 161-721 (186 amino acids)
Molecular function (GO): metal ion binding
Source: RefSeq, a predicted model, not a curated record